Molecule: messenger RNA, 3175 nt
Organism: Brassica napus (rape)
Lineage: Eukaryota; Viridiplantae; Streptophyta; Magnoliopsida; Brassicales; Brassicaceae
Product: putative transcription elongation factor SPT5 homolog 1
Exons: 7
Coding region: 900-1706 (268 amino acids)
Biological process (GO): transcription elongation by RNA polymerase II; regulation of DNA-templated transcription elongation; regulation of transcription by RNA polymerase II
Cellular component (GO): DSIF complex
Molecular function (GO): mRNA binding
Source: RefSeq, a predicted model, not a curated record
CGUGGGGCGCAACGAGGACGUUGCGUUCUUUGAGAGGGGGUGAAUUGUAACAUCCCGAGUUGUGAUAUGUGAAAAGGCUUAAGAGAAUUGAUUUGGCUACCUAUGUCACCAAAGUUGACUUACCUUUUCCGGAAUACAUCCUGAAAGAACUCCAGAGUUAAGCGUGCUUGAGCUGGAGUAGUGGAAGGAUGGGUGACCUAUCGGAAAGUGAUUCGUGAUAGCGUACGAGUGAGGCCAAAGCAUGGGAGAAGGUCGGGUGGUGAUUGCAGGGUCAGUAAACAAUGAUUUCGAGCCUUUGGAAAAAUUAACGGACCAACCGUCAGACGGGAUGGGGCCCAUGGGCCGAGAGAGCGGGCGUGGGUGGCCCAUUAGCCGUGGGCGGGUCGGGGCAUUACACAUUGCCUAGCAUCAAUAUUGCUUUGCAUAUCAUUUGCGAAAUGCUGAUACACCUUGUCUACGUACUCCGUACGAAGCACAUACAAUAAUUUUUUUCUUUAAAUGCAGCUGGAGGGAGGGGAAGGGGUGGAAGGGGAGGGAGAGACGAUUCUUUGUUGGGUACUACUGUCAAAAUCCGUUUAGGACCUUUCAAGGGGUAUAGGGGACCUGUAGUAGAAGUCAAAGGAGAUUCAAUGCGUGUAGAGCUUGAGAUGAAGAUUGUGACAGGCAAUCCCUUGUUUAACUUCUCCGCUUGGGGGAAUAGACUUGUGUAUGCAGUUGAAUGAACUUUUAACGAUUAUUGUGUAUGCAGUUGAUCGGAAUGCAAUAUCGGAUAAUGUGUCUGUGACAACACCUUCUCGGUAAUCUACUAAUUGAUCUUAUUAGUUACUUUGACUUCAUGUAUCAUAAACGACAUCAAUUAUAUCAUCUGAAUUCUACACAGGGAUAUAUCUCGGUAUAGUAUGGGAAGCGAAACACCUAUGCAUCCUUCACGGACUCCACUUCAUCCUUAUAUGACUCCAAUGCGGGACUCUGGAGCUUCACCGAUCCAUGACGGUAUGAGGACACCCAUGCGUGAUCGAGCUUGGAAUCCUUACACGCCUAUGAGCCCACCUAGGGAUAACUGGGAAGAAGGAAAUCCAGGAUCGUGGGGAACGAGUCCUCAAUAUCAACCGGGAAGUCCUCCUUCACGGGCAUAUGAAGCACCGACUCCUGGCUCAGGAUGGGCUAGUACUUCCGGUGGUAGUUACUCAGAUGCAGGGACGCCCAGAGAUCAUGGUUCGGCCUAUGCUAAUGCCCCAAGUCCAUACAUACCAUCUACACCUGGACAACCCAUGACACCAAGCUCAACUUCAUACUUACCUGGAACUCCCGGAGGACAACCAAUGACUCCUGGAACUGGGCUCGAUGUCAUGUCUCCUGUUAUAGGUGGAGAUGCUGAAGCAUGGUUCAUGCCUGAUAUUUUGGUUGACAUACACAAGGUUGGAAAAGACAGCGAUCUGGGGGUCAUUCGAGAUGUUUCGGAUGGAACGUGUAAAGUGUCUCUGGGGUCCAGCGGUGAAGGUGACACUAUAGUGGCCCUUCCGAGCGAACUGGAGAUAGUUCCUCCGAGGAAGAAUGAUCGUGUAAAGAUUGUUGGCGGCCAGUUUCGUGGGUCUAUCGGUAAGCUUAUUGGAAUCGACGGGUCAGAUGGUAUCGUUAAGAUUGAGGACAAUCUUGACGUCAAGAUUCUGGACCUGGCCAUAUUAACCAAGUUUGUUCAGCCGUGAGCUAGAAGUUAUAAAGAAUGUUGAGUUUCAUCAGGUGACCGUAACUACGAAUAUUGUUGCUAGAUGACGUGCUUCUCUUGUAAGGUGCUCUCGUAGGCACUGUCGAAAUAGUAUUUUUGGUCUCUCUCUUUUUUCUACUUUGUAGUUGCCAUGUUGGUUGCUUAUAUGUCCUUUACCUAUCUUAGCCACUUCUUGCACCUCUUUAUAUCAUCUUCGAUGAUUUACUCUAUUUAAGAAAAAAAAACAAUAGAGUGAUAAACCAAAAAAGUAAAAAAAAAUAUUUUAUUGAUAAAAUAAACUUAUUUAUUCUGUUAUAAAGUAGAAAAUAGAAAGUACAAUUUUUUUCACUACUAAUUAUGUUAAUAUAAACUACUAGAUACAUUAUAUAGACGAUACUAGACAAUUUUACUAGCCUUAUGAGGAUUCACGAGUCUAAUGCCGUCGCUGUAAGAUUUAUUACUGACGGUACUCGUUGCGUCAUGCCGAAGAUCUCUAGUAGCAUUCUUUCCAAUAUUCAUAAUUCAUCUUCUCCGAAAAUUGAAACUCAAACCUCCUAGUGUAAAGCAUUAAUAAACCCUUGAUCAAACCACUGGACGAAAAAAACAUUCACAAUAGAAAGUACAAUUGAAACAUAUUUAUUGUAAACUUUAUUUUAGGUUGAAAAAUAAAGUACCGUUAGAGAUACUCUUAGUUUCUUUAUACAAGAGCCACCAAACUAUUCUGAUUAAAAAUAUAUUGAUUGUUUUAUCAUUUUCAUGUAUUUCAUAUUGGAUAUGUAUAAUGUUUUGUCCCACAACCACAAUUUUAUAUGAAUUUGAAAACCCAUGAUUACCAACACACCUUUCACCUAAGAGUAGCCUUUAUAUGCAAAGAUCAAAGCGCUUACAUCUAUAAUGCGAUUUCAUGGUACAUUAGUCAUCAAUCGUGCAUGAUCACCGUAUAUCACACACCUCUUUCCUGUUGUGUGAAUUUUGUGUGUGAGGAAUGUCAAGCGUAACAUUGAUUGUAUUUCUACAGAGACUCUAAGAUCACGCAAUAGUUUUCGAAUUAAAAUAGACACUAUAAUGAAAAUUGUACACAACAUAAUUGAAACGAUUGUAAGAUCAAUAGAAGAGGGCGUUAGACUCAUGGAAAUUCAUAUGUAAAUCCGAAUUGUAUAUCAAUCAAAUUAUCAAGGGUUUAAUAAAGAACAGUUCUUGAACUCAAAGCCAACCAGUAAAUUCAAUAAACUUCCACUGCAGAUAUUAUCUAUAUCUAAAUCUAGAAUUCUAAAGUCAUGUGUAAAUCAGUCAAAAUUCAAAAAAGCAUAAGGGUGAGUCUGAUCAUUUCAAAAAAAAAAAUUCUAAACCAAAUUACUUGGAGAUAUGUAUAUUGCUCAUUUAAAAUAUGUUAGGAAAUCAAUAACACUGUCGUGUCUACCAAUUAUUAAAAUAUCUAAAUUACAAAUGAUUAAUCUAGAAACAAUAUUA